Molecule: messenger RNA, 1718 nt
Organism: Cuscuta europaea
Lineage: Eukaryota; Viridiplantae; Streptophyta; Magnoliopsida; Solanales; Convolvulaceae
Source: the annotation of a GenBank genome assembly
GUCCGAACAAGUCCAAAAUUAAAACAUGGCCCAAAAUCUUAAAAUCCCAAAUGAACGUACUCCAAGACAGCAAGGGGAAGACUGGAAGAGGUAGCGGUUCGCAAAGUACUGCAUCGGCAAAACCCCUAAAUCCCAACCUAGCAAUUUAACGGCGUGUAACGGACAGCGCUACCCUCAAUCGUCAGCACUCGGAGCGUCGGACAGCGCUAAGCACUCGGACUGUCGGGCGACAGUCGGCGUGUAACGGCGGCGGCGCACGUCGGUUUAGUUUCUUCCCUGCGGAACUGCCCAGUGCCCAAGUCCUAACGGGCCCCUCCUCAACCCCAAAGCUAGAUCCGCCCCUGCAAGCAACAUCGCAUUCAUCAUUUGUCGCUCAGCCUUUUGCCCUUACAAAUCACAUAAUUGUUGUUUGAGCCAAUACAGUUUUAGCCUCAAUCAACCUGCCUGAUGGCUUCUUUGGAUAUGACACUUGAUGAUAUGAUAAAGAGCAGACGUAAUAGUGAGAGAAGUCAGAAAAGUCGGGGACGAGGCAGACCACAACGUGGAAGAGGGGCCAGUGGAUCAUUUAGAGGUGGAAGACGUGCUGGAGUUCCUCCUGGUCGAGGUGCUCUUGGUGUUAAUGCCAGACCAUCAGCCCACACCAUUGCCAAGUCUUUCCGCAGGGUGAAAAAUUUGCCUUGGCAGAACGGUUUGUUUGAAGAUAGCCUUAGAGCAGCUGGAGUAUCAUCUGGAUUUGAAAGUGGUACAAAGUUGUAUGUUUCCAACUUGCACCACAAUGUGACCAAUGAAGAUAUAAGGGAACUCUUCUCGGAGAUCGGAGAAUUGGUAAGGUAUGCCAUCCACUAUGACAAGAAUGGCCGUCAAAGUGGUUCUGCUGAGGUUGUUUUUGUGAGAAGAACUGAUGCAAUCCAAGCAUUAAAAAAAUACAACAAUGUACAAUUGGAUGGAAAGCCUAUGAAGAUUGAAGUUGUUCCAACCAACCCGCAAGUUCCCUUGUUACCUCUUGUGAAUGUUGUUGGAACGAAGAAUGGGAAGAGGACAGUUGUCAUGAAUAGGGGUCAAGGAUCUGUAAGGCCUAGAAGAACUGGUGCUCCUCUUGCUACUAACUGGGGUUCUGGGCAAAGAGGCCGAGGUGGACGUGGUGGUCGUGGCCGAGCUGCUGCUGGUCGUGGCAGAGCUGCUGGGGGUGGUCGUGGACGUGGAGGAGCAAGGAAGAAGGGUGGUGUUGAGAAGUCAGCCGAUGAACUUGACAAGGAGCUUGACAGCUACCAUGCUGAAUCCAUGCAGACUUGAAUAUACCUCGCCCCGGCUACAAAGUCAAACCUCUCUAAUCAGUGGAUCCCCCGUCUUUAUAUGAUUCAAGUUAUCAGUGUUUUUGUUCUGUGGUGAUUAUUACUGAUUGUUGAUGAAUUGAUGUUGCGAGAAGGAUUCUAGACGUUUGUUUUCUAAUCUUUGCCAAGUUUUAUCAUUAUUCGAAUUGGAAUGAUGUGCAUAUUAUAUUAGUUUCCCUAACUCAAGAGUUAAGAGUGGUGAGUUUCUAAUUUUUGCUUGUACUCCAUAGUACUAGUAUUAUACCCGUGCAAUGCACGGUGAAAGUACAAUCUUAAAAUCUUAUAAUCCUCAAUGAGGGUUAGGGCAUUUUAGGACUGAAAAUUGUGUUGGUGUAAUCAUUUGCUUUAUUGAAUGGUACAUUGUGUUUUACUUUGUGUACUUUUAAA